CAAUCAACUAGCAGGGAUCCGCAGAACAUUUAGUCAAGCUCAAGACGGACAAAAGCCAACCAAAACAAGAAAAAGACAGGAAAAAAUAGAAACAAGAAACAGAAAAUUUAUACCAACCAAUUGAUAUACUGGAUAGACAAUAGCAAAGGAUCAGAAAAUAUUGAAGAAAAGAAGACCAAAGAAGGAACAACGAUUAUUGUUAAAAGCUGUAUAUAAAGUUCGCAGCAGAACACUCCUCAGGAAUCGCGGCAACAGUUCAACUUUAAACAUGAACGCUCUGGCCUUCCCUACUGUAGUCUAUGCCCUUGUCAGUCUGGUACAGUGUAUUCCGUUCAAGGGAUCCCAUGAACUGACGUUACGGCCAGGUAGAAAUCUCAUAGGGAAAGAGUUAGACUGCAUCCAGAUGUCCAAUGACGAGGGUGACUUUUGGUAUAGAUCUACGGGAGACGAAGAAGGCACCUGUGGUUUCUAUAUCGUAGGACAUCACGACGAGCUGGUGGAAGUAGAGUUCACGGCCAUCGACGUAGACUGCAAACAAAAUGGCGCUGUCAGUGUCAUUGACGGCUGGGAGCUGAAUGGGGAAUAUUUCCCAGGGGUGCAAGACCACGCCUUGCCGCUAGUUCAAAGAGUCCAUCAGUUCUGUGGAAAAGAAGCCAAGCUCGCCUCCUACAAGACUUUCCGUUCUUCGCAGAAUGUGGCUCUUAUUUUAUAUCAAAUCCCUAGGAAAGGACAGGGAUUCCAAGUGACCGUUCGCUUUGUCAGAAACCACCAACCAUGCAACGUGCUGUCUAUGUUUGACACCGGAGUAUACACGCUGUACAACUAUGGCAGGCGAAUUAACUGCACCUUCUCCAUCAUCUACCCGGAGGCUGUCCAGAUCCUCUCUCUGAACGUGGGGAACGCAGGGAGAACUUUUGGAGAAACCGGUCUCAUCACCAAGUGUGCCGAACGCGGGAGUGAAGACUACGUGGAAUUCCGUGACGGUGUUGGACUGUCUCCCAUGAAAAUGAACGCCGUAAUGAAUGUAUGUGGGCUUCAUCCAAUGCCAGAGGCCGACAAAAUUCCGCUCCCAUGUCAGAAUUCUGUAGUUCGUCUCGUCUCCAGCGGCGAAUACCAGAAUUCGGUGACCUUCUCGUACCGUAAGCUGAAGCCAUUUGAAGGCCAGUGUCUCUAAUCCUGCUCUCAGGGAAUACGUCACCACAUUGCCACAGCUACACGUAAUCACGCAGCCGAAGAUUCUGUCCUUUGAAACUUGAAGCAUUCCACUUUCCUUUGAAAUCGACCCAAAGGGUUCGGCUUAAAACUGGACUACCAUGUAGCCGUCAGAUGAAGGGUUCAGCUGAUUUAUAAGUUAAGACAUUUUACGAGACAGCCAAGGUCUGAAGCCAUCGAAUGAUUUCAUUCACAAAAAUCACACUUCACAAAUUUUGGUUUUGUCCGUGUUGGACUAUUUACCAAGAGAAUAAGACGGUAUCACAACUGCUGUUUAUUAAUAGGCGUGGACCAUCUGACAGACGAUGAAAAUAAACUGAUGGAUUUCAACCGCUACAGUUUAAUUCAUAACCUAAUGUAAAUAACAAUUUUGUCUAUGUCCGAAACUAAAAUGUUACAAAAGAAACCUUUACUUUGGUGAAAAUUCGGUCUGCCUCGGAUGAGUAAAAUAAAUCCACGGCAAAUCCCAAGACCUUUUAAGUAGAGGUGGGAUGUCGUGGCUAUCGAUAUUACUUGAACCCCGAUUUCUCUAGCUAUUCAAAAUCUUUUCCCUGUAUCAGGACAAUAUCUAUUUAACAAUUUCCACUCAAAAUGAUUGGAAGUUACCCCAUUUACUGGAUCAAUUUUACUUCCUUUCGAUGCCAAAACCAUCGGUGGGAGAUCUGAUAUGAAGAAUUCACAAUAAGCAAAAUUAAAUCGACAAGUUGGUUUACUAGCGCGACAGAAAUUAAUUUUUAUUUUCAAAUGGAAAAAUUGCAUUGCUUAUUGGUUUGCUGAAAGAGAACAAUUUUACAAAAGGCCCCAGGAAAACCAGGGAGCAAAGUGUACGGUUUUAAAAACGUUAAGUACAUAGACCACUUCUUUUCGAA
Lingula anatina is the source of this 2081-nucleotide messenger RNA. Its product is annotated as corticotropin-releasing hormone-binding protein. Lineage: Eukaryota; Metazoa; Brachiopoda; Lingulata; Lingulida; Lingulidae. Gene Ontology annotation, biological process: negative regulation of corticotropin secretion; hormone-mediated signaling pathway; negative regulation of corticotropin-releasing hormone receptor activity. Gene Ontology annotation, molecular function: corticotropin-releasing hormone binding. The record is from RefSeq and is a predicted model, not a curated record.